Actinia tenebrosa (Australian red waratah sea anemone) is the source of this 987-nucleotide messenger RNA. Its product is annotated as pyroglutamylated RF-amide peptide receptor-like. Gene Ontology annotation, biological process: G protein-coupled receptor signaling pathway. The record is from RefSeq and is a predicted model, not a curated record. Gene Ontology annotation, cellular component: membrane. Gene Ontology annotation, molecular function: G protein-coupled receptor activity. Lineage: Eukaryota; Metazoa; Cnidaria; Anthozoa; Actiniaria; Actiniidae.
AUGUCCGGUCUGUAUGCCGAUAACAAAGCUGCCCAGUAUGGGGUCACUACCGCCUUCACCUUUCUAGUUGUAACGGACCUGAUCGGAAACACCCUGGUCAUACUGAUCAUUCUGACCAAUAAAUCCAUGAAAUCACCAAUGAACUACCUCCUGAUCAACCUUGCUGUUGCCGACAUGACGUUGGGAGCCUUCAUGUCACCGCGUGUAAUCCUGAGCCAUUUUUUUACCCAUCCUGACGGCCUGAUAGGGAAGCUUUUGUGCAAAUUCCUAACCGGAGGAAACGUUGCAUGGAUUGGUGGUGUUGCCUCGGUGGCAACUCUAAUCAUCAUCUCGUUCGAGAGGUAUAUUUCUGUUGUGUACCCCUAUUCUACAAGGUACAAGCUAACGAUACCGAGAGUCAAGCGGAUUGUCCCAGCUUGCUGGAUUUUGGCCGUUCUGGUUUGCGUUCCCUUAUUCCUGUCAGUAGAGUAUAACGUCAAAAACGACUCCUGCAUCUACGUCUGGCCCAACGACCGUGUAGCUAAGGCGAACAUCAUAUUCUGGGUGAUCACUUUUGGAUUGGUUCCUGUCUUUAUUAUGCUUGCCCUCUACAGUAGAGUCAUCCACAGGCUUUGGUUUAAGCACACCAACGCCUCAAACGGCACCCAGCUGGCGAUACUGAAAUCCAGAAAGAGAGCUACCCAGAUGAUGGUCACCGUGAGCAUUGUCUAUGCUUUCUGCUGGCCUCCUUUCAACUUCAUUGGCCUCAUCCAUAACUUUGGAAAAGGAAUGAGCUUCGCACAAGUCUCUCGCAUAAGCAGCCUUGUCCUGGUUACCUUCAACUCAGCCAUCAACCCUUUUAUCUAUACUUUCCAGAGCGAAACGUUUAGACGCUGUUUGAAGAAGCUAGUGUGUGGAAGUAAACGACGGAAUCGUGUGUCACAAGCUGAUGCUGGGAGACAAAAAAAUACGCAGUUGCCUCCAACACCAAACGUUACUAGACCAUAA